AUGAGUGUCUGGUUCGCACAGUCCACUGGUAUUCUUAUUUUGAUUAGAUUUCAAGAUGAAGGUUGUCCAAAUUGUGUUGAUUUAUUAGAUGUUGGUCUUUCUACUACAUCACCUACAUUUGAAGGUCUUGUUGCUAUAGGUGAACCUGAUAAAUCUUGGGUUGCUAAAUGGUUAAGAGUUAAUACUUAUUUACCUGGAUUAUAUGCUGUUAAAGUUAUGGGUAGAUUACCUCAAGAUAUUGUUGAAACUUUACCUUAUUAUAGACCAAGAGAUGGUACUGCUACAGAUUGA
Messenger RNA from Hansenula ciferrii, 291 nucleotides. It is a transcript of the gene SPT4, whose product is annotated as transcription elongation factor SPT4. The transcript has 2 exons. The coding region runs from base 1 to 291 and encodes 96 amino acids. Gene Ontology annotation, cellular component: DSIF complex; nucleus. The record is from RefSeq and is a predicted model, not a curated record. Gene Ontology annotation, molecular function: zinc ion binding; RNA polymerase II complex binding. Gene Ontology annotation, biological process: mRNA processing; regulation of transcription elongation by RNA polymerase II; chromatin organization. Lineage: Eukaryota; Fungi; Ascomycota; Saccharomycetes; Phaffomycetales; Wickerhamomycetaceae.